This is a messenger RNA of Belonocnema kinseyi, 2229 nucleotides long. RefSeq lists its product as uncharacterized. Gene Ontology annotation, molecular function: phosphatase activity. The record is from RefSeq and is a predicted model, not a curated record. The coding region runs from base 1 to 2229 and encodes 742 amino acids. Lineage: Eukaryota; Metazoa; Arthropoda; Insecta; Hymenoptera; Cynipidae. Gene Ontology annotation, biological process: dephosphorylation. The transcript has 9 exons.
AUGAAGGAUGUUAUGCCGCAUAGCAAAUAUUUCGUAUGCGACAACGGCCGAAAUGUUCUUCACGCAAUUGGAGAAACCACUUCUAGUUUCGUGCAAUCAAUUCCACGUCAUGGAGACCGAGUUCCAGCACCCCCAUUUGAAUUUUACCCAAAUGAUCCAUAUCUAAAGAAAAAUUUUGAUCCUCCAGGAUAUGGAAAAUUAACUAAAAGUGGCGAGUUAAGGGAGUUCAAUCUGGGUAAAUUUCUUCGAAAGACAUACAAUGAUUUUUUCGGACCUGAGUACGUCCACGGUGCUGUUGAAUCUCGAAGUACAGACGUCAAUCGAACAAAAGAAUCUGUAAAAUUGAUUUUGGAGGGUUUGUAUCCAGGAGAAAAAAUACCUUCAACGUGUGAGACUAAACUAAAGGAUGUCCUGCUUUUCCCACAAUUGUGUCCUGGAUACGUAAGAGAUUACUUGAAAGCAAGAUUGGCAACAAAGGGAGAGCUGCAAAAAUUAGAAGGAUUUAUGAAAAAACUGAGCAAAUGGACAGGCAAAAAAAUUGAUGCGGCCCUGGAUAUGUACCUCUUUUACACGACUUUGGAAGCUCAAAAGUUUAUGAAUCUUACUCUGCCAUCUUGGGCUCAGGGUAUCUAUCCAGAUGGCGAUCUUCUUACAGGAAGUGUUCUUGAAUUUAAAAUAAUGAAUUUUGACGAUGAAAUGAAAAAACGAAACAGAAGCAGGUUAAUCAAAAAAAUGAAAGAAGAUAUGGAGUCUGUAGAAAACGGUUCAAUGAAUGAAAACCGAAAACUCAUGUUAUACGGUGCCCAUGAUCUUAACGCUGUUGCUGUUCUGAAGGCUCUGGAUGUUUACUAUCCGCACGUGCCCAAAUUUUCAAGUGCUGUGAUUGUAGAAUUACAUCUUAUGGAUCAAGCUUAUUAUGUGAAGCUGGCCCGUCAUGGAGAUCGCAAACCAGAGCUCCCACUUGAAAGUUACGAAACUGAUCCUCAUAAAAAUGAAGACUUUGAUGGAACAUUAACCGAGAAUGGCAGGAAGAGGGAACUUGAUCUGGGUAAAUUUCUUCGUUCUAAAUACGAUGAAUUUUUGGGAUCUACUUACGUGCCUGGAUAUAUAGAAGCUAGAACCACGGACGUCAAUCGUACAAAAGAAUCUGCAAACUUAAUUUUGGAGGGUUUGUAUCCAGGAGCGGUGAUAGAUGUAACAUCGACGUCUAAAGUGAAGGAUUCCCUGCUUUACCCACAAAUAUGUCCAGGAUACGUAACAGAUUACGUGGCAGCAACAGUAGACUCAAGCAGCGAACUGGAGAAAUUUGAUGAAUUCAUGGGAAAUUUGAGUGAGUGGACAGGCCAAACAAUAAAUUCCGCGCUUCAAAUGUAUCUUCUUUACACGACUUUGGACGCCGAAUAUUUUAUGAAUCUUGAAUUGCCAUCUUGGACUAAUGGUAUCUAUCCAGAUGGCGAGCUUUUACAAGGAACACUUCUGGAACUUCAUAUAGAGAACUAUAACGAAAAAAUGAGAAUUAGAAAUGGGGGCAAGUUGAUGAGCAAAUUCAGUGCAGAUAUGGAGUCUGUAAAAAAUGGAGAAAUGGAUGAAAACCUAAAACUAAUGUUAUACGUCGCUCAUGACCUUAACAUUGUUGCCGUUCUCAAAGGUUUCGGUGUCUUCGAUCCACAUGUACCCAAAUAUUCAGCUUCUGUGAUUCUAGAAUUACAUCUUAUUGAUGAAACUUAUAAUGUGAAGCAAUUUUUACCACCAGUUUUUCUGUGCGACGACACUAGGUUCAAAUAUUCGCAUUACAGACGCUUCGGCACAGUCGAUAAAAAUGGUCCCAGGCCAGGUAGACCUCAGCACACUUUUCGAGCAGCUUUCUUUAGUGACUACUAUAGUUUUAAAUAUGAAGGUAGCAAUCAAGAAGGUAGCUUCCGGUUCAUUUCAUCGCAGUCGUUCUCAAUCUAUCAGACCGCACAAGCAGAGAAACCGAAGACGCAAGAAAUCGCAAACACUUGCCCUGGACCGGUUCAAGCAAGGGAGGAAGGAAUUCCAGGAUAUGUUGCAAGACAAGACAAGACAAGAGUCUCAAUGAGUAUCUGGGAAUCACCUUUUCACAGUGUCCCUAAGAAGAUAGAUUACAUGAAGUUCAACUCCUGGAACAUUCCUAACAAGUACCAUGUGCCACAUCCCCACGACUUUACACAUGAUAUUUUUGCUGAAACUAUUUUCACUACGAUCUAA